This is a messenger RNA of Didymodactylos carnosus, 525 nucleotides long. The record is from the annotation of a GenBank genome assembly. Lineage: Eukaryota; Metazoa; Rotifera; Eurotatoria; Philodinida; Philodinidae.
AUGGCAGAAGAAACCAGAAGCAUACUGCUUCAACACACAGUUAGGCACUCAGCUGAAGUUAAGCUCAAAUUAGAAAAAUUAACCAAUGAACUGCGUCAGGUUCGUCAAAGUAAUGGUUUUAUCGAGACCGAUCUGCGCGAAUGGGAAGAUAAACUCAAGCAAUUGAAAGAAGAACUCGUCAAUCCACCUAAUGUUGUAGUUCGAGAAGAUUCCACAAUGCUCGUCCCCAAAAUUCGUCUUGAUGCUGCCGAAACAACAGAGGUCUUCGAGCGUACUUUUGGUAAUACUAAAUUUGAAGAAGGCCUCAAAGUCGUCCUCAGAGAUGACUCGACUGGUCAUACAGACGUGCGUGCGAAAUAUGAGUAUGCGACUGGACAGCAAACAUUGCGUUUCAAGAUCGAGAAGUUAACUCAAAAUGUCUGGAUAUUCUUCGGCAUCAUCUCGAAAUCGACCCCUUUGCAGAAAAAUUCGUUUAGGUCACCAACAUCUCAUAGCUGGUCGAAUCGCAAUCAAGUCGCAGGUUGA